Protobothrops mucrosquamatus (brown spotted pit viper) is the source of this 1651-nucleotide messenger RNA. RefSeq names its product ankyrin repeat and death domain containing 1B (gene ANKDD1B). The transcript has 15 exons. Gene Ontology annotation, molecular function: protein binding. Bases 1 to 1605 code for a protein of 534 amino acids. The record is from RefSeq and is a predicted model, not a curated record. Lineage: Eukaryota; Metazoa; Chordata; Lepidosauria; Squamata; Viperidae.
AUGGAGGAAAUCCGGAGCCGCACCGUGAAAGGCCUCGCUGAUUUGAAGGGCUUUUUCAACCUGACUGUGAAGGAAGGCGACAGCUCGAAGGCCACAGCCGCAGCAGAAGCGGCCAACGCGGAGACUUUGCUUCCAGAUGAGACUGAAUUUCAGCAUGCUGCUAAAACUAAUAAUCUGGACACUAUGGAAAGGUUAUUUAAGAAAAGAGUUAAUAUUAAUGCUGUAAAUGUUUUGAAACGCACAGCCCUCCAUUUUGCUGUUGCAGGAAAUCAUAUAUCGGCAGUUGACUUUCUUCUCCAUCACAAAGCUAGAGUUGAUAUUGCAGAUAAGCAUGGCCUUACUGCAAUUCAUCUUGCUUCAUGGUCCGGUAAUUUGGAAAUAAUGCUGAUGUUAAUUAAAGCAGGAGCUGAUCAAAAAGCAAAGAACCAGGAAGGCAUGAAUGUCCUACAUUUUGCUGCUAAGAAUAAUAGUGUUAGAAUAGUGAAUUAUUUUAUCCGAGAUCUUCACCUGAUGGAACUCAAUAAACCCGAUGAGAAAGGGAGAACGCCAUUCCUCCUGGCAGCUGAAAUGGGCCAUGAAGAAAUGAUAAAUGAGUUGAUUACCCUUAAUUUAUUUACCUCAGAAACGGAUAAGGAAGGAAACACUGCCUUGCAUCUAGCAGCUAAAAAUGGCCAUGAUGAAGUGGUAGAGAUUCUUCUUCAGCAGUGGGAAGAUAUAAACAAAUUCAAUCAGAAUGGUGAAACACCAUUUUAUAUGGCUGUUGAAGGAGGCCAUGAAAAAUGUGCUGACCUUUUACUGGAAGCCGGAAGUGACAUCAAUAUUUUGAACAAACACAAUGCCAGUGCAUUGCAUAUUGCAACCCAAAAUGGACACACACCUUUGGUCAGAUUUCUUAUCAGUAAUAAUAUUGAUCUGGAUGCUCAGUCUCAGAAAAAUAAUUCUCCUCUACAUUUGGCUAUCACAAAAAAUAAUUUAUCAGUGAUAAAUAGCUUAAUAAAGGCAAACCAUAACAUAAAUUGCCUAAAUAAGAGACAUCAAACACCUUUACAUCUGGCAGCAGACCUUGGAAAUGUGGACGUGAUAGAAACACUGCUAAAAGCAGGCUGUGACUUCAGCAUGGUAGAUAAGCAAGGAAAAUCUGCACUUGCUGUAGCAUCUAGAAGCAAUCAUGCCUUAGUUGUAGACAUGAUUAUAAAAGCAGAGAGGUACUACACCUGGAAACAGGAGCAUCACUGUAAUGUGUCAGAUAUUAAUCUAUCUUUUAAACAAGAUCACAACAUGCAGACCAAACAGAUCCGUGCAUCUCUUUGGAAUCUAGCAUAUAAUAGGUUAAAAAUGCGUGAAUGGGUAAAACUGGCACAAUUUUGGAAGUUUACAGAUGAACAAAUCAAAGCAAUAGAAGAACAGUGGACAGGGAAAAAGAGCUACAAGGAACAUGGACACAGAAUGUUUCUUAUCUGGUUACAUGGUGUUUUGAUGGCUGGCCAGAAUCCCAUUAAAUAUUUAUAUGAGGAUCUGAUAAGUGCGGGAUUUCAACAAUUGGCUGAAAAAUUCAGAGCAGAAAAUAAUGCUGGCACAGAAUCCAAGAAAUGUUCAGUUUCAUGAAAUUCAAGGGAAUUUGGAGCAAUCAAAUAGGAUCAUAAAUGAGUAU